UCAAAAAGGAAUUCACAUGGUCACAGAAACUUCUCAUGUUCUUAUUUUCUACCCUGCUCUCUAAAAUGUGAAAUACCUUUUAAGAAUUAAGAAACUGGUAAAUACAUUGAUAAAGCCGUGAAAAUGUCUGAUGGCAAAAUUUCGAGAGGAGGAUUUCUGAUGACCACGGAACGAACAGCUUAUCUUGUUAUUUGGAUUUCUUUCAUUAUAACGAUGUUGUUCCUCCUCCCUUUUCCCUCCUUCUGUAGAUGCUCCUGUGUGCGUGUGGGAGGGUGUGCGGGAAGUUAUGGCCGUGGUGGGGGAAGUUGUGGAGAUGGAGUGUCGCGUAAGAGCAUCUCCACCACAUGUUUCCUACUCUUGGGAGAGUUUCUCAUCGUCCUUCUCAUCAAGUGCUGGCCAGGUUCGUGUGAAACUGAGACACGAGGACGACGGUCUACGCUCCAUUGGUUUCCUGAGGGCAGAGAACACAUCGCUCGGUGGAGGCAAUAGAGGUCAGAUGGCGGAGUGCUUGCCUGAAAACGACGUGGGGCCCGCCGACCAUCCAUGCUUCUUUAGUAUCCUGCUCAUAGAGCAGCCGAGCACCUUGAUUGGCUGCUACUAUCAUGACGUAACUACUGACUCAGCCGCUGUCACGUGCUCGCCUGGUGCCGCUGUCGGUCAGCUGCCCCAAAUGUAUCACAUCGAGGUACGUGAGGCCGGGAGGAUGGUGGCCGCUUACAACAACAGUGAGCCGCGUUUCAAUCUGACGUCCUUGGCGCCUGGACGGGACUACGUGCUAGCGAUGUUUGCUUCUCACGCGCGAGGUCGCGGCCAUCGGACAUCGCUCAUCAUGAAGACCCAUACCCCCAAGGCAGAGCAGGUGGCGCCGGAGAGAGUGCGGCCAGCGAACUCAGUGAACAAAGGCGUAGAGGUACCACCAAAGCCCACCGAAUCCCCUAGAGGCCGCACCAGUGGAGGGGCUCAAGUGGGCAUCUUGGUGUCGGGUGUCGUAGGAGUAGUGGUGGGCGUGGCGGUGGUGGUGACGGCGGUGGUAAUAUGUCGUACCCGCCAAGUCCACGUCUCCUCUUCUUCGUCCUCUUCGUCAAGCAAGGCCAACCAGUACGGAAAGAAGUCAGGGGAUUCGCUUCUGGAGGUGCCUCAGGGAGGUUCUAUGCUCUCCACGACCACUUCGCCUUCCUGCGAGAUGAUGACCACCUUCGCGUCGGGACCAGUCGUGGUGACCCAGGUGACCCCCGCCAGGCGAUCCUCCACACGUAGCCUCCACAGCCGCGCCCCUUCUACCAGCGGGGGGCCUGUGCACGUGGUGGAGGUGGAGGCAGACGACAUAACGACGCCCACGGUGGAAAUCGAGUCGCCAUCCAGGUCGAGGCUGAAUUUGAGGGGCAGUGGCUUUACCCCGAGUGACUCCUCCACGUCAUCGGUUCGAUUUGACCUUCAACAAAAGAAUGAUUCCUAUUCUGAUGGCAGAACGGAGUCGCACGUUCCUCCACAGUCCACCUCGGAGGUUCACGCGACCAAGGAGCAUCCACUGCAACAAAUCCCCACCGUCGCCUUAACGCAAGAGAUGCCCAAUAUCCAACUUCCUCCUCUCGUCCCCUUUACUCAGAGUGGAACACUUCCACGCACAACCAAGACCCACACCACUAUCCUUCCUCAGACCGCUAUCCUCCACACAGCCAUGCCACCCUCACAUACCAUUACCUACAGCUCAACAGCAACACAUCUCACAUCAACCCUCAACACUAACCCCGACAAUAUUCUACACAUUUCAUCCCCCAUUCCACGCCUAAGGAACAUUCCAGAACCCCAACGCCUGACACUCACCCCUUCCCAGCAGGAGCCCCUAACCUACGCCCUCCCACCGGCCAUCACGCUCUCCCGUCUCGCUUCGCAGGUUCAUUCUGCGCCAGGCCCACACGAGUGCCAGGCACCUUUCGACUCUCAGCUACUCCCUCUUCCUCAGGAGACCCUUCACACUAGGGGCAGUACGGAAAGACAGCAGCACUCUCAAGCUCGUCCUCAAACCCCCAGUGACUCAGAUCUUCUCACAGGAACCCAAACACUCUAUCAGCAUUCAACAUUACCUGAACAUAUUUCAAUAAAGCUUCACUCAACUUUUCGGUAGUCUGGCUCUUUAUUACCCCUAG
Molecule: messenger RNA, 2147 nt
Organism: Eriocheir sinensis (Chinese mitten crab)
Lineage: Eukaryota; Metazoa; Arthropoda; Malacostraca; Decapoda; Varunidae
Exons: 6
Coding region: 287-2125 (612 amino acids)
Molecular function (GO): protein binding
Source: RefSeq, a predicted model, not a curated record